AUGGCUGAUGUCACUUCACUUCAGGAGGCUGUUAUUGAUGACCGGCAGGUCCCUCAACCAUCUGAUGACCCUUAUCUUGAUAUUUUGCAAAAUAUCUUUCACCAUCAAAAUUUCAGGGGCAUACAGAGGGAUGCUAUAGAAUGUAUUGCCUUGGAUAAAGAUGCCUUAGUCGUAAUUCCUACUGGCGGGGGAAAAUCUAGCUGCUACUGGAUUCCAGGCAUGGCCAUGUCGGGAGUAACUGUGGUUAUUACACCACUUAUGGCAUUGCAAAGUGAUCAGGUUAACAAAUUAAGGAACUAUGGAAUAAACGUUUGCAGUGUGAAUUCAAGUAUGCCAGCAGAAGAAAGAGAAAUUGUAUUCCAUAGUCUGUCUCAACCCGAAACGACGUUCAAAUUUUUUUACCUCACACCUGAAUUCGCCCUAUCUCCACCUGCUAUGGCAUGUUUUAAGUCAAUGGUAGAAAAUAAAUCACUAUUGCGAUUCAUCGUUGACGAAGCUCACUGCGUUGAUAUGUGGGGACAAAACUUUCGACCAUCUUAUGGUGAGCUAGGGAAUUUAAAGCAGUUUGGCAGACCAAUUGCUGCAUUUACAGGAACUGCAACGAAUCUAACAAAAGAGAAGAUUGUGAAAAAUUUAGGGUUAGAUGAGGCUGUGGUUAUUCAAUCAACAUGUAAUCGGAGUAAUUUGAUAUUCAACGUUGUUUCUAAAAGCGGACCACACGCAAAAGAAGAUGUGGUAAAAUAUGUUCAAGAUAAUUAUCGUGAUUCUUGUGGCAUUGUGUAUUGUUCUACAACAAAGGAUACUGUUGAGUUGGCCUAUAUAUUUAAGUCAAAGGGCCUGUCAGCCGUUUACUAUCAUGGCAAACUAGAUUUUUUUGAAAAAAAUGACAAUGCUAAAGCUUGGCUGUCAGGAAAAGCGUCAGUUAUGUGUGCGACCAGUGCAUUUGGAAUGGGCAUCGAUAAGCCAAAUGUCCGUUUUGUUGUCCAUCUUAGUUUGCCAAAAUCACUUGAAGAAUAUUAUCAAGAGGCAGGGAGGGCUGGCCGUGAUGGAACAAAGUCACACUGUACGCUCAUGUAUCGCUUUGAAGACAGGAACAAGCUAAUCCAGUUGAUUUCUAAAUCCUCGAGUGAAGAACACUUGGAAUUCCAAAUGACUUCUCUUAACAAGGUUGUAUCAUAUUGUAUGUCACAUGUAUGCAGACGAAAGCUAUUAAUGGAAUAUUUUGACGACGAGACAGAAGCCAACUGUAAUGGAACCUGUGACAAUUGUUCGAAAACGCCACCAGCUAUUAAGGAUUACACGAAUGAAUCGAUCAAUGUGUGCCAUUGCGUCGAAGAAAUGCUAGCAGUGAAUGCGAAGAUUAAUGUCAAGCAGGUGGCACUCGCUUUUAAAGGCUCGAAAUCAAAACGUGACAUAGAAAGCAAAGGUUUUCACGUCAUUUCCCAUUAUGGUUCAGGGAGAAAUGUUUUCAACAAUGAUGCAGACGCUAUUAAAUUUGUGCAACACCUCAUCGUACAUGAAGUGUUGUUGGAGAAUAUCCGUGCAGUAGAUGAUAGAUUUACAACGCCAUAUAUUACACUGGGGAAAAAGGCACAAUCAUUAAUAAACAGAGAAAUAUGUGUGUUCUUAAUGAUAUAA
Molecule: messenger RNA, 1638 nt
Organism: Paramuricea clavata
Lineage: Eukaryota; Metazoa; Cnidaria; Anthozoa; Malacalcyonacea; Plexauridae
Source: the annotation of a GenBank genome assembly